GCGAAAGAGAAGAAGCCCAGAUGGUGUGUUCCGGGAAGGAAUUUCGUCUGCCCGUGUACUCGACAUCCAGAAUGGUGACUUUUACACCAAACUCUGAGGGGCCGAGACGUAUCCUGCUGGACAAAACCACUGUGAAGGACCCAAGGUUUGAGUGGACCAGAGAUAAGAUGUUAGUCCUGAAAGAAGUGACUCACGGUGAUCAGGGACUUUAUGCCAUCAAACUGUCAUCUGGAUUCACCUACGAGACUGUUCGUUUGACUGUUUCAGAGUGCAUUAAGUCCUACCACAGAAACUACGGGGAGAACUUUGAGCACAACAUCCCUGAAGAUGGCUCCCUACUAGAGUUUUCUCCCCGGGGUGCUCCACCUGAGGCAAUGCCGGUUGUGCUGUGGAACCGGACAGACCCUGAGACCAGCAACGUGGGGCGGGGGCACCUGCUGCGGUCCGGGAAGGUCUGGGUGGCUGAGAGAGUGACGCAAGCUGACCAAGGCAACUACACUGUGAGAGACAGCCUGGGGAAGGUCGUGUCCCGCAGCACCCUCACUGUCCGCGGGCGCUCCUUUAAUGUCACCCGCUUCACCAAGGAGUCUCUAAACCUGCCCCUCUUUCUUCCUAUCCCUCAUGCCCAUCUCAUUUUUACCCCCACCCGAUACCCUGAUGAAUCCUCCCUGGGCCCUUUUGACCCCAAACCCCCUCGUGGCCCCGUGCAGCUGAUCCGCGAGGGCCAGAUAACGGACCACGACAUGCGCUACAGGGGCCUCAUCUCUCUGGGCAGGAACGGCACCAUCAAUGAGGUCGUCAUAGCGAGGCUGACCUCAAGGCACGAUGGGCUGUAUGAAAUCAGAGAUGGGAAUGGCAACCUGGUGUCCUCCACUUUGUUGCAGGUGAUCGAAAGGGGAGGCAGAUGGCGAGCACUUCUCAAGUCCAUCACUGUCCCUUCUGGCAUGUUUGUGUCCCUUGCUGGUUUCAUCCUGUUCAUGAAGCGAUACCCAUACUGCAGCCUCACGCAGAUCAUCGCUUGCCUCAGAGGACACCGCGCGCCGCCAGCCAACCCUCCGAGGGUCAACAUCCAGGACUACAGCCAACCCAGCACUCAGCCCUCAGGCUUCUACAGUCACUCUCAGCAGCCUGGAACACCAAGAAAAUGGACCCCAAGAGCCAGUCCGACUCACUCUGGUUACAGUCCGUUAAUCGUAGGAACUCCAAGAGCUCAGAACCAGGAAGGACAGCAAUUGGCAGCUGAGAGCUCCCCAAUUCAUAAUUCAACUACUGAGCAGGACACAUCUAAUGAGGAAGAGAAAGGGAUUUCCUUUCCAGUGCCUGGGGCUUCAGACUGCCUCCACUCCUCUGAGGACUGUGUCCAAUUCCAGAUUAAGAAAGCUGGGAACAAAGAAAGGUGGAGCAGAACACAGGAGUACUUUUCCACACUGCCACUAGACAUGGACACCUCUGCAACCACCAGCGUUUACACUUCGGAAAAACUGAACUUCUAAUAAAACACAGAAUUGGAGCUGAAAUGAUGGAAGAAGAAACAGAGGGCACCGAUUAAAUUACAGUUUAAGAUUUUCAAAUGGAGUGAAGCUGUUACGGAAAAAGAAAAACCUCACCUGUGCCUUUUGCAUCUAAGCUUAGUUUUAAUGGUUCAGUAUCAAUAUUGCAUGUCACUUUUUUCAUGUAAUUUUAUCUGAAGCAUGAGUUUGAGCAUCAGCCUUCCUAUCUCAUAAUAUAUUUCUUGACACCGUUGAUGAUGCUCCUGAAAUCUCCUGCUGUUACCUACCUCCAGACCCUCAGGACCAAUAUGAGCUGGAUUUUUCUAAGUGAUGGUACAUGUAUGUUUGUGAGAGUGUUGUGAUCUCUAGGGCUACUAGAAAUUAGAGUUGUGAUACAAAAGUUUGCAAAAGGGAAUUCUUAAGUACUGUACAGUAAUAGAGAGUUAGUUGGUGUGUUUUUCUCUAUCCACAAUGUUAACCAUUCCUGGCUGCAACAACAUUUAAUUAUUAUGUUAAAUGUCUGUACUGCAGUUCAUUGAUUUUUGCAAUGAUAUAGUGUAUUUGCCCUUGAGGUAACUGUAGUAAUAAUUAUGUAAAAAGUAACAUGUUCCACCAAUAUCCUAUUAAUCUGUGUACAGAUAGAUAGAGAUAGAUAGAUACUUUAUUUAUCCCGAGGGAAAUUCAAGUACAGGAUGACAUUGAAUCACCAAAUCUCUCUAGUGACAAAAGAGUUUGACUGCUGCUUGUGAUAUUUUUGGACUAUAAAAAUGUCAUCUACCAAACAAUAAAAUAUAUCUUUAACACA
Morone saxatilis (striped sea-bass) is the source of this 2295-nucleotide messenger RNA. RefSeq lists its product as uncharacterized. The record is from RefSeq and is a predicted model, not a curated record. Lineage: Eukaryota; Metazoa; Chordata; Actinopteri; Moronidae.